UGGAGAUGGCUGGGCGGCAAGACCCUCGCAGAACCGAACCUCUCAGUGGCACCCAACCAACGUGGAGGCAUCAUGAAGAACUUGCAUGUGCUUACCUGGACUAUUGAAUGGUGCCCAAGAUGCGCGGGCCAACAUCCUGGCAGGAGAAAAAGUUGAGAUUGCGGCAAGCAUAAAUAACACAAGCUCCUCGCGGGAAUUGUUCAGACAGAGCUUCCACGGCACCUCGUCCCCAAUCUUCACACGCAGCCACCAUGAAGCUCCUCACAGGCUACCUUCUCCUCCAAACUGCCGGCCUAGCCACGGCUCUGCCCCCCAAGCUCGAGGACUUCAAGCAAAAAGCAAUCGACUCCGGCGUCGCCCUCAAAGCCCUCAAUGGCAUCGCCCUCGCCAAAGCCCUCACCAAAUUCAGCGGCACAUGCACGCCCUCCAAAGUGAAAUACCGCCGCGAAUGGCGGACCAUCUCCAAGCCCGACCGCAGAAAGUUCAUCGCCGCGGUCAAGUGCAUCAUGGCCAAACCCAGCACGCUCCCUCCGGGGGAAGUCCCCGGCGCCAAGUCAUUAUACGAUGACAUCGUCUGGGCCCAUGCGCGAAGAAGCGGUCUCGUUCACAACAGCGGAACCUUCCUCCUCUUCCACCGCUACUACCUCCACACCUACGAAACGGAACUCUCCGCCUGCGGCUGGACCGCAGGGCUCCCCUACUGGGAAUGGGGCCUCGACAUAACCGGGCCCCAUCUCUCCCCCGUCUUCGACGGUUCCGACACAUCGUUAGGUGGUGACGGCGAGUUCAUCCCUAACCGCCCCCCUUUUUCAAUCCCUUGGAUCGACCCCCUCACACCGGAAAUCAUCAUCCCACCCGGGACGGGAGGUGGAUGCGUCAAGACCGGUCCGUUUGUCCAUCAUAAAGUCAGACUUGGGCCUUUCAACAUGACGGAGACGUUCCCUGUCGAGCCGGAGGAUGGGAGGGGGGACAAUGAGAGGUGUUUGAUUAGGGAUUUGAACAAGGGGUGGAUUGAGAGGUGGGCGAGUUUUAGGAAUAGUACUGAGUUGAUUUUGGGGAGUGGGGAUAUCUUUGAGUUUCACGUCAAUGCUGAAGGGGAUCCGAGAUGGGUACCGACCAAGCCGAUGGGUGUUCAUGGUGGUGGGCAUUCGUCGAUUGGCGGGGUGGGCGGGCAUGCUGCUGAUCCGGUUAUUUCGCCGUAUGAUCCUGCUUUUUGGUUGACGCAUGGGCAGCUGGAUAGGGUUUAUUGGAUUUGGCAGAUGUUGGAUUUGGAGAGUCGGAGUGACGUCUUUGGGACUGGCACGUGGCUCAACAUCCCGCCUAGUCCUAAUGUUACUGUGGAAGACAGCAUCGACGUGUUGCCUCAUCAGCCGCCGAGGAAGUUGAAGGAGUUGAUGAGUACGGUUGCGGGAAGCCCGUUCUGUUUUGUCUAUGUGUAAGUGAGACGAGGAUGAUGGUGUUUAUCAUUUACAAGCAGUUAAGGACUGGUAUAUUUGCUGCACUUCAGGAGAUGUCGUAGCAAGACAGUUAGAAAGUGUUGGGCAAUUGUGUUGGCUUCGUAGAGAAACGCCGCGAUCCCACUGUGACGAGAUAUCAGUCAGAUUCAUACAUGUUCAAUUCGGCUUAGUGCUAUUCUAUCAUCCA
Messenger RNA from Podospora pseudocomata, 1644 nucleotides. RefSeq lists its product as uncharacterized. The coding region runs from base 252 to 1439 and encodes 395 amino acids. Gene Ontology annotation, molecular function: oxidoreductase activity. Lineage: Eukaryota; Fungi; Ascomycota; Sordariomycetes; Sordariales; Podosporaceae. The transcript has 4 exons. The record is from RefSeq and is a predicted model, not a curated record.